Messenger RNA from Oncorhynchus keta (chum salmon), 2037 nucleotides. Its product is annotated as protein phosphatase 1 regulatory subunit 1A-like. Lineage: Eukaryota; Metazoa; Chordata; Actinopteri; Salmoniformes; Salmonidae. Bases 347 to 1006 code for a protein of 219 amino acids. The transcript is spliced from 8 exons. Gene Ontology annotation, molecular function: protein phosphatase inhibitor activity. Gene Ontology annotation, cellular component: cytoplasm. The record is from RefSeq and is a predicted model, not a curated record. Gene Ontology annotation, biological process: intracellular signal transduction.
AGAGAGAGAGAGGUCUUCAGAACGCAGUAUGCCCUUGCUUCCUUCUCUAGUACAGAACUGAAAGGAGACCAGGCAGAGGAACAGGGGAACAGAGGAACACAGUAAUAGUAGAGCUGGAAAAGAAAGAAAGAGACUGAAAGAGUACGGCAUAGAAAGGACAGGGAGAGAGAGAGAAAGGGGGUUAUAGAAGGGGACAGGUGUGAAGAGAUAGAGAGACAGAGAGACAGACAGACUCAGAGAGACAGAGAGACAGCCAGACUCAGAGACCGAGAUAGAGAGAGAAAGUGCUCGAUAGUGAUCUGUGCAGCUUCUACUCUACUACUACUACUCUACCACCAGCAGGACCAUGGAGACAGGCAGCCCCAGGAAGAUCCAGUUCACCAUGCCUCUUCUUGACUCACACCUGGACCCGGAGGCUGCUGAACAGAUCAGAAGACGUCGGCCCACCCCUGCUACUCUGGUAGCUUCCAGUGACCAGUCUUCUCCAGAAAUAGACGAAGACCGUCUUCCUAACCAGUUAUACAAGGCAGCCCUGUUGAACUCUCCCAGGCAGAGGAGGAAGGGAGCAAGAGGCACGCCCACCAUGAAAGAAUUGCAGUUCAUGGUAGAACACCACCUGUACAAGCAGCAGCACGGUGGAGAUGAUGAAUGUUCCUCAGAGAGCUGUCUGUCAGACAGACCCAGCCCGGACACUCUGCCAACCGGAGAAGAGGAGGAGCUGGAGCUACCGGAGGACGAGGAGGCCUGGGGAACUGGCGACAAUGUCACUGCGGAGGCCUUCGAGAAGCUGCGCUGUCAGAUGGAGGCAGAGUUUUCACGGGACAGUCUAUCAGACGCUGCAGGGGGACAUGAGUGCUCCUUCUCCAAGGAAGAAGUGGGAUGUUCCACCGUCCCCAUGGCAGCAACAUCACCAUCACAACAAAAACAACACACACAAGCAGACACAAAAUCUGCAUCCGUAGCGAGUCCAGAGGAGAAGAAAACAAAGAAACCCAUCCAGGAAUAAGAAGACAAAUAGAACCAUGGAACAGCCUCCACACCAACCUGUGUGUGUCCCAAAUGGAUCCCUAUUCCCACAGGGCUCUGGUCAAAAAUAGUGCACUAUGUAGGGAAUAGGUUGCCAUUUGGGACCUGAUGUUCAGUCAAUAACUACAGACAACAGACAGACAAGAUCAUCCUUUUGAUAAACAGACACACUGUAGAUGCGGAGACAUCAGGAUAUAUGUCCGGUCAGGUACUAUACCGUGCAGGUGGAGAGAUGACUAGGCGUUUAUUUAUGACUAGGCAUUUUUUGUUUCUAUUGAUUUACUCAUUUGAUUGCCCCUACUAAUCUGUAACUAAUUGUCUAAUGUUCCAAACCAGGACAGGAAAUAUUUGGGUAUUUUUCACGACAGUUUUUGGUUUGUUGUAUACACAAACUGUAACGGCCUAGCACUCACAUGUCUAAUAUGGCCGCUGUAUAAUACUCAUAAAUCCAAAUAUUGUCUCAUGAUUAUUCUAAGAUUGAUUUGAUGUUUUAGACAUGGGUGGGCCAAAAGAGACUUGCAUAAACAACAACAACAAGAACAGCAUUUAGUCCUUAUUCAUAUUUGUGCCACGACACAUAUUUGUGCCACGACAAUAACAUUGUCUAUUUUUAAGAGUCACAGGGCAGUAUCACUGCAUCACUUAGGGAACAUCAUUCCUCAUAUAGUGCACUGGCUUUGACCAGAGCCAAAUGGAGUAGUGUACUACUGUAUUAUUGGGGACACAGUGCUUAUUUGGGAGGCAUCCUGGGAAUCAUCAAUGACCCAAUCUGGAGCUGUGAUCAGAGUGUUUUCGGUCUCCGUCUAUUUGAGUCUCUGAAGUCUCCAAAACAUAUCUGAUUAAGGGACCAAUUCAUUGGACAAGACUCUGGGUGAACUUUGACCUUUUAAAAACGAAAAAAAAAAAAAAAACAUGUAUUUACGUGUCUAUUGACAUCCCAGUCAUGCAUAGUACAGAUUUAGUACUACACACCCCUUUGUUCUGUACUCCCCCCAGUACAUCAUUCAGAGU